UCCUUGGGAAGCUCAGGGAUGAGUCACCAAGGGACAGGGGAUUGGAGGGUGGAGAGGAUAUGGAGACCAGUCAUGCUGGGGGGCUGUGGGGUGGCGGUGCAGCAACAACGGUGAACAGCUGAUGCGGCAGCAAGAGGAAUCAGGUUGGACACCAGGAAGAUACAACAAGACGUCCCCUGAGAAGUGUUAUCAAGUCUCUGAAGGGUUACGUGCCAUGAAGAUCUGGUGUACGUGCUCCGUGCCUGGUGGAGGCAGGACAAGAUGAAAUUGACCAAGUGUAGCGUGAGAGACUCGGACUAGACAACUGGAAGGACUUUGAGAAGUCCUUUGAGAAUCGCCAGUUUCAAGUUCCAGAUUAACUGGUCGGUUUCAGGAAGCAGCGGUGGAGAGAGCACUGAGCCGGCCUCAGGAGGACCAGGUGUCUCCCGGGCGGGAUGGCCCAGGAGCUCAGUGAGAAGGAGUUGUUGAGGAUGCAGGUGGAGCAGCUGAAGAAGGAAGUGAAGAACCCUAGAGCUCCGAUUUCCAAGACAGGAAAGGAAAUCAAGGAGUAUGUGGAGGCCGAAGCAGGAAAUGACCCUCUUCUCAAAGGCGUCCCUGAGGACAAGAAUCCCUUCAAGGAGAAAGGCUCUUGUGUGAUAAGCUGAUGGCUCCGGCAGCCCUCACUGGAAUGUCUGUCCCUCCUCAGACCCACUCCUCACCCAGAACGAAGUGUCCUGGGACACCCAUGGAACCUGUGAAUUUUCACCUUCUCUUAGUCACAGAAUGAGUAAAGAUACCUGGCUGCAUGCAUUGCGAGUCUAUUCCCCAAACCCACUUUCAAC
This is a messenger RNA of Diceros bicornis minor, 821 nucleotides long. RefSeq names its product G protein subunit gamma transducin 2 (gene GNGT2). The record is from RefSeq and is a predicted model, not a curated record. The transcript is spliced from 3 exons. Lineage: Eukaryota; Metazoa; Chordata; Mammalia; Perissodactyla; Rhinocerotidae. Gene Ontology annotation, biological process: G protein-coupled receptor signaling pathway. The coding region runs from base 435 to 644 and encodes 69 amino acids. Gene Ontology annotation, cellular component: heterotrimeric G-protein complex. Gene Ontology annotation, molecular function: G-protein beta-subunit binding.